Trachemys scripta elegans is the source of this 2659-nucleotide messenger RNA. RefSeq names its product THAP domain containing 11 (gene THAP11). Gene Ontology annotation, biological process: regulation of transcription by RNA polymerase II. NCBI's taxonomy places the organism in Eukaryota, Metazoa, Chordata, Testudines, Emydidae. The record is from RefSeq and is a predicted model, not a curated record. Gene Ontology annotation, cellular component: nucleoplasm. Gene Ontology annotation, molecular function: RNA polymerase II cis-regulatory region sequence-specific DNA binding.
GCCCGGCCCCGAGGACGUGAAGCCCAUCGACCUGACGGUGCAGGUGGAGCUCGGCGGGGGCGAGGCGCCGGCGCGGCUGGCGGGCGAGGAGGGCGCGGCCGAGGGCGGCUCCGCGGACCACUCGUACUCGCUGUCGUCGGGCACCACGGCCGAGGAGCUGCUGCGCAAGCUGAACGAGCAGCGGGACAUCAUCGCCCUGCUGCAGGUGAAGAUGAAGGAGAUGAAGGGCAGCAUCCGCCGCCUGCGCCUGGCCGAGGCCCAGCUCCGCGAGGAGAUCCGCGAGAAGGACCGGCUGCUGCACGCCGCCAGCGCCGGGGCCCGCAAGCGGCCCGGCCUCUGAGAGCCCGAGAUCCCCGGCCUGUGGGGUCCUGGCAGCCCAGCCUGCUGCUCACAGCCCCGGCGCCCGCCCAGGGACCAGCCCCCACAGCCUGGGCAGGGUCACAUAGGGAUAAACUCAUUGACUGCCAACCUCUUAAUGGGAGCCCUUACCAGGGCGCUGUCCUCUCCCUCCUGGCUGCGCCAGCCCCACCCGCCUGAGCACUGCUGGGUGCCGGAGUGGGGAGGGGACGCUGGCUGCCCACUGCAUUUCCAGCCCCAUGACACUGUGCUUCGAAUAUAGGUGGCAGCCAUUGCCCUCUUGGUGCGAGGGCUCCCAGUGCUGCUGGUUCAGGAGGAGCUGUCCCUGUGUUGUGACAGCAUUUGCAAAACUUUUCUAGAUGGGACCCAUGUUACCACUAAGUGGAUGUAGGGUGAUGAGCAUCAGCAACUGAACAAAACUUGGUACAAUGUUAACUUGGGUAGCAGUCUUGUUACUCCCUGCCAAAGCAUGUUUAAAACCAUGACUGGUGCAGUGUCCGCCGUAGAAGUGAAAACCAGUGUUCUGUUUGGCCUCCUUAAGCAAAGACAUGAGAAAACUUUAGAAGCCCUGUCAGCGUGAUGCUUCUUCAGUAAAUUACUGAUGCUUUUAGAGACUGCCAUUUCACCUGUGAAAGAAUCCCUUCAAAUUAAAGAGUGCUACUGUAUGGUGUAGUCAUUGCUCUCUUUGCAUUACACAUGUAGUUUUUACAGAUGCCUUGAAGCUCUCGACACCGACAAGGAUUAUUCUGAUCUGGUAUAAUGGCUUCAUACCUUGUUCACAUUCAGUGGCUACAGCUUGUCUCAUUGGCUUAAACAUUUGACGCCUCAAAUGUAACUGACAGGCAUAUUGGUCUUUAAAACCCUAGCUUUUUCACAAAGACCUGGGUUGAAAUUUUGGCUUAAAUCACAAGUAAAAUGAGUUUAAUCUCCAGUGACUCUGCAAAUCCUUGUUGCUUGCUUGUAAUCUACUUGGCAUGACUAGUUUUGGAUUAGGGGAGACCUCCAACUGGAAUAUCCUGGCAUUGCUCCAGGAUUGAGAAGCAUUAUAAUCCAUCAGUAUGGGAUGCUUGCACUGUCUCUGGAACUAGCCAGUGUUAGUCCCCCACUUUUCAUGGAUAAUAAAACAAACCUCUCCAGAAAAAUUGUGUGUAGGGGGGAGAGGUGACACUACCACAGUUUGGACUGAGCAUCUGCUUCCAGUAACUUUUAAAUAAUGAUUAGAAAGCCAGUGAAACUGGUAACUCAGUGCUCCUGGUAGGGUCUGAUACACCUGAAUGGCUCCACCUUGAUGCUUAUAUUUAAUGCUUUGCAUUUGAACAGUGAUACGCUUUAGGAAAGAACAAUUCACCAAAAGCGUGCCCUAUAAUUACAUCAGAAAAUGCCCAGACUCUGUGUUUCAGCGGAGGGGGGGGGGGGGGGGAGAAGGGAGUUAAAUGGACUAACUACAGGUUUGAGAUUUUAAGAUCAUUCUCUUGUAAUUAGAGUAUAUUACACUCCAGAGUGGAUUGGGCUGCAGAUUUUACUAGAUUUUAUACACCUUUUCUAAAUGUAAAAAUCAUCUUUAGUUGGGAAAUGCUGAAAUCUUUGUAACACUGGCUAACUUUUAGCUGGCCAACUGUCCAGUUCAUUCUGUCCCCACAGCUGGCAUUACUAAAUCUGAAGGGUGCACGGGGGACUUACAGGAGUGUAAUAUGCCCAGCUGCCAUUCAGUAUCCAGACAGCUAAGCUAGAUUUCAGUAGGUGCAGUUGAUACUAUGAUGAGUGGGUCAGUUCUCUUAACUUGCGUAUUGACUCAGCUGGUUGACCAGGAAGGUGAUAGAGAUCUAUUCCUGUACUAAAAAUAUGUAUAAAUUAAAAUGAAAUUAUUUUUCCAAUCUGAUACCUGGCCCAGACUGUAGCUACCUAAUGUGCAGACUUCAGUGCAAGUCACAACUGCGUCAAGUUUUCAUGGGGGAAGGACUGGCAAACAUGUUUGCAACACUGUGUUGGAUUUAACUCAUGUAACAUGGUCAAUCGAUCUCACUUUGAUAGCUAUACUUCCAUCAAGACAAUAGGCAGCACAAUGUCUCUUUCUCGCGUAUUGUAAAUGAGACUAUUUGUGCCUCCUAGCUGCCUGAGAGUGUUUAGAAUGUGCGUGUUGUAAUAGUCAUGGUACUUUUCUACCAUUGUAAUGCACUUCAGGACGUUCAGCUAUUUGGAGUGCUGGACUGGUUAACUACUGGACUGUUCCAUUUCUCCAGGUUACACUGAGGUGCUAACAUGCCUAAUUUUAAUAAAGUCUAUUUUGUUUUGUUAUGUUUCC